This is a messenger RNA of Aureococcus anophagefferens, 2319 nucleotides long. RefSeq lists its product as hypothetical. The transcript is spliced from 4 exons. The annotation marks the transcript as partial. NCBI's taxonomy places the organism in Eukaryota, Pelagophyceae, Pelagomonadales, Pelagomonadaceae. The record is from RefSeq and is a predicted model, not a curated record.
UCGAGCAUCCGCAGCACAUCCUUCGUCGGCGCACCUCUCAGAGCGUCCUUUCGGGGUCCGCCGAGGCCUCCUCUCGCCGCGCGCGCACACACGACCCCCGUCGCGUGCGCGCUUUCCAACUCCAUGGAGUGGGGCAUGGCCGAGCAGGGCGAGCGCCCGCGCGCGUCGCCGCCCCUGGGGUCGUCGGCGUCGACGGCGCGGGGCGGCGGGAGCGUCGCGGCCAUGGUCCCGGCCCUGCGGCGGGCCGUGCGCGACGCCGCCGCGGCGCCCGAGCGCCUCGAGCUCGUCGAGGCCGCGCGCGCGCUCGCGGAGUCCGUCGGCGCGAAUUUGCGGCCGCCGCACGCGCAACAACUCGGCCGCCAGGAGCAGCGGGACCUGCGCGCGGCGCUGCGGAGCCUCGAGCAGCUCGAGGCGCGGGACCUCGAGGAGGCCAAGGAGGCCGAGGACCGGCGAGGACCCGCGGACGCGCCGCUCGAGAUCGAACGCGACACCGUCGGCUCGUCGCUCGCGCAGUCGCUCCUCGGCGAGGAGCAGGACGCCUACAGCCUCCAGCUCGAGGCCGAGCGCGAGCGGGAGAUCGAGCGCAUCAGCGGCCAGGUGUCCACGGUCAACGCGAUCUACCGCGACCUCGCGUCGCUCGUCGGGUCGCAGCAGGACGACGUCGACGAGAUCGAGCAGCUCGUGGCCCAGUCCCACGACCGCACGGUCAAGGGCCAGCGCCAGCUCGAGCGCGCCGUGCGCAAGCGCACGGCCAAGAACAAGUGCUGCAUGUAUUUCGCGUGCUUCCUGCUCUUCGUCAUCGUCGUCGUCGUGCUCGCCGUGCUCGUCAAGACCUUCGACGUCGACAAGAAACUCGCGCAGGAGCGCUGGGACGCCAUCCGGGCCGACGGCCCCUUGAAGUACAAGAACAAGGCCCUGGGCUGCGUGCUCUGCAAGAAGGUCGAGUUCUGCGCCCAGAAGUGCCCGGAGUCGACGCAGGACUGCACCUGGUGCCCCGGCUUCUGCCCCCAGGCGGUCAACGCGACGUGCAUUCCCUUCGGGCAGACCGUCACGCUCGUCCAGGGCGAGGAGGCCAAGUGCUGCGAGAUGGGCGACAAGGGCCUCGCCGCCUGCUGCUGCCUCUGCCCCGUCGUCUACUGCUUCGGCGUCCCGCCGGCGGCGCCCAUCAACUUCUCCUGCGCCGCGGCCGCGCUCGUCACCGCGCAGCGCGAGCGGCUCAAGGCGGCCUACGAGAUCAAGGACGACAAGCCGGCCUUCGGCGGCUUCCUCUGCUACUGCUGCGCCCUCUGGCACCAGCACCGCUGCCGCGCCGCGGGCGUCGUCGCGCUCGUCUGCGGCCGGUGGCGCGCCGCGUGCCGCGGCGGCGGCGACGGCGACGACGACGACGCGGCCGCGGCGCGCUGCGUGGGCUUCGGGUCGCUCGCCGUCGUCGAGUCGGCCCUGCUGGCCCACGCGGCCUUCGAGAGCGACGCCGGCGCGGCCCUCGCGCGCCUCGCCGCGCGGUGCCGCCGGGUCUGGGUCCGCUGCGACCCGAAGUGGCGGCCGGGCGGCGUCGCGGCCGGCGACGCCGCGCACGCCUGGGUCUGGCGCGACGCGUUCCCGCGGGCGCGCUGCGUGUCCCUCAAGAACUGCCUCUGCGCGCCGGAGCUCCUCGCGGCGCUCGCGGGCCGCGGCGCGCCGCCGCUGCUCGCGCUCGACGUCUCCGGCACGGCCGUCGACGACGCGGGCCUCGCCGCCGUCGCCGCCGCGCAGCGCCGGCGCCCGUCCCUGACGUCGUUGUCGGUCUACGGCUGCGGCAACGUCACGGGCGCGGGCCUCGGCGCCUUCGCGGCGCCGCCGCUGCCCCUGAGGCGCCUGAGCGUCGGCGCGAACCGCCGCGUCGCGGCGGAGCACGUCGGCGCGCUCGCGGCGUCGGCGCGCGCGACGCUCCGCGAGCUCGACGCGUCGCGCGUGAGCCGCUCGGCGCUCGGCUUCGGCUUCGAGGCGACGCUCGCGGUCGCCGGCGGCGCGGCCUACCCCUACGCCGACCCGGAGCUCCGCGUCUGCCACGUCGAGGCCGGCGACGCCCAGCUCGUCCUCGAGCGCGCCGUCGACGCGGGCCAGCUCGCCGUGCUCAGCUCCUACGUCCUCGCGUCGGGCGCGCUCAUCGAGAAGCGCGCGCUCGGCAUCGACGGCGACAAGUACCAGAAGGUCAUGGGCUUCGCCGGGGGCUUCAUGCAGGCGGCCCAGGAGGUCAACGGCUGCGCGGAGAAGCUCGGCCGCGGCACGGAGCUCAUGGCUUUGCUCCACAAGCUCGAGGACGCGAAAGCGUCGGCCUGA